Molecule: messenger RNA, 294 nt
Organism: Arctia plantaginis
Lineage: Eukaryota; Metazoa; Arthropoda; Insecta; Lepidoptera; Erebidae
Source: the annotation of a GenBank genome assembly
AUGGUUGUGAAACUAGAAACUAUUGGCGCUUUGUACGCUGAUGCUUACCCAUCAUUGAAACACCGCGAGAUGGAUACCAUCGUUACCGAUUGCCCGAGGAGGCAGAAGCUUCGCGGUACUGCCUUGCCUGCGCUGGUUGAAGAUGAUUCUGAGGAGGUGUUUGAGCCCCAACAGCGGUCCUACGUGCUGCACACAGAGGGUCUCCGUCGCCAAAAAUCUGUGUCUCCGCAUCGCCGAGAGAAGCUGCGUCGCACGUUAGCACUGCCGUCUUUGUCUGAGGACGAAGAGCCUUGA